This is a messenger RNA of Pieris macdunnoughi, 1215 nucleotides long. The record is from the annotation of a GenBank genome assembly. Lineage: Eukaryota; Metazoa; Arthropoda; Insecta; Lepidoptera; Pieridae.
AUGCAUGGAUUUAUUGCAAUAAACCGUGUGAUGAUAAGCGGGCACCAGCUAACAUGGACCCUUGUCUCGAGACGCAGCGUCGAGAGAGCUGGCACCAGAUUGUUUAUGCGUGGAAUUGAUAGUCAGGGUAACGUAGCAAACUUCGUAGAAACAGAACAGAUAGUCGAAAGAGGAGGUGAAAAGUCCUCGUUCGUUCAAACCCGAGGGUCCAUUCCUUUGUACUGGAGUCAGUACCCUGAUCUAAAAUAUAAGCCCUCGAUGUCUCUGGCCGUCGAGGACCACUUAGCGGCUUAUACCAAGCACUUGAGGGAUCAGCUGCAGAGAUACGGGGAUCAAGUCUUACUGAAUCUGAUUGACCAACGCGGCAAAGAAGAGUCGCUAGAGCGCGGUUAUCGGGCGGCCGUGGCGGCGGCGGCAUUACCCGCAGUGCGGUACGAACCUUUCGACUUCCACGCGGAGUGUCGCGGGAUGCGCUACGAUAGACUGUCCGUUUUACUCGAUAGAGUUGCGCACGAGCAGACAGAAUUCGGGUACUUCCUCUGUCGAGGGGAGACGGUGCUGCUCCGACAGACCGGCGUGUUCCGAACGAAUUGCGUGGACUGCCUGGACAGGACCAAUGUGGUGCAGAGUUUGUUGGCCAAGAGGCAUCUGGUGGCUCUGCUGAGGCUGCUCUCUAUUACCAAUAACGAUGAACCCGUUCCGCACUUCGAUGAGCUCUUUAAUGGCGUUUGGGCCGACCACGCCGACAUGAUAUCGGUGCAGUACUCCGGGACGGGCGCUUUGAAGACCGACUUCACUCGUACGGGCAAACGCACGCGCAUGGGCCUCGUGCGAGACGGGAUUAAUUCCCUCACGCGGUACUAUAAGAACAACUUUAGUGAUGGAUUUAGACAGGAUUCAAUUGACCUGCUUCUGGGUAAAUACGUCGUGGUCGACGGCGAGGGCAACACAGUGCAAUGUCCCCUGAGACGGGACAGGAACUGGAAGUAUGUUACUUUCCCUUCAGUGCUCCUAGUAGCGGUGUCGAUGUUCUGCGCGAGCGCAGCGUUGCCGGCCCGCUCCAACACGGAAGUGCUGCUCUACCUCAUGUUCUGGGGGGCCGCCGUGGGGGCCACGCUCAAGUUCAUAUUUAAACACGGCAAAGAAUUCGUGGACUGGCCCCGCUUGGACUGCGGCGGAAUCGCGUCUCGUUUCGGGCCCGAGUCGUCCUUAUGA